CCCUCUUUCGUUGUGUAUUCGGAUUCGAUUCGCGUAUACACUUUUUUUCGCCAGGCUUUCCAUUGAUUUUUCGCUGUCCGCAUCCUCCUGAACCGGAGUCCAGGGAAGUUACGGCGCAUUAGGACAGAGAUCCAUCUCCAUCUGCGUGAGAGCCAGCGAGCAGAGCCAUGUCCGAGAGCGCCGUGCCAGCGAGCAAUGCGAACGCAAACGCCAGCGAGAAGAUGGCCAGCUUGGUGCGGGAGGCGGAGAACCUGAAGACCAAGCUGGAGGAGGAGCGCCAAAAGCUGAACGACGUCAACCUGUCGAAUAUCGCGGAGCGCCUGGAGCAGAUUGCCUACGUGAACAUCAAGCCGCGCAAGGUGCUCAAGGGCCACCAGGCGAAGGUCCUGUGCACUGACUGGAGUCCCGACAAGCGUCACAUCAUCUCGUCCUCGCAGGACGGCCGCCUGAUCAUCUGGGAUGCGUUCACCACGAACAAGGAGCACGCCGUUACCAUGCCCACGACCUGGAUCAUGGCCUGUGCUUAUGCGCCAUCGGGAAACUUCGUGGCCUGCGGUGGGUUGGACAACAAGGUGACCGUCUACCCGAUCACCUCCGACGAGGAGAUGGCCGCCAAGAAGCGCACCGUGGGCACUCAUACCAGCUACAUGUCGUGUUGCAUCUACCCUAACUCGGACCAGCAGAUCCUCACGGGAAGCGGUGAUUCCACGUGCGCCCUGUGGGACGUGGAGUCGGGCCAGCUGCUGCAAAGCUUCCACGGUCACUCCGGCGACGUGAUGGCCAUCGAUCUGGCCCCCAACGAGACGGGCAACACCUUCGUCUCCGGCAGCUGUGACCGCAUGGCCUUCAUUUGGGACAUGCGCUCGGGCCAUGUGGUGCAGUCCUUCGAGGGCCAUCAGUCGGAUGUGAAUAGCGUCAAGUUCCAUCCGUGCGGCGAUGCCAUUGCCACCGGCUCGGACGACAGCAGCUGCCGGCUGUACGACAUGCGGGCGGAUCGCGAGGUGGCCGUCUUUGCCAAGGAGAGCAUCAUCUUUGGCGUGAACUCUGUGGACUUUUCGGUCAGCGGACGUCUGCUGUUUGCCGGCUACAACGACUACACCGUCAACCUGUGGGACACACUCAAAUCGGAGCGCGUCUGCCUGCUGUAUGGGCACGAGAACAAGGUGUCCUGCGUGCAGGUCUCGCCCGAUGGCACUGCCUUGUCCACCGGCAGCUGGGACUAUACCAUUCGCGUGUGGGCCUAAACCCAUAUGUUACCAUAUAUUGUUGGGGCGCAUCUAAGAUGCCGCCUCGCCCUGAACUCUCAUUCUAGUCAUUGUUUUUCCUCCCCUACUCCCGUUUUUUUUUUGUGCGUCUCUAGGAUAGUGUUAGGCGGAACUGGACUGGCCAAUGUGUACAUAUGUCUCAUGUCAGAACUCCAGCCUCUGUCUGGGAUACCGCGGUGUUAUUGUGCUUAUUAACUGCUGUACUAUAAUGAUAUAUGAUAUAUACAUACCGGAUCUGUAACCAUUAUGCGGAUAGUUAUAAGUUCCUGUUCCAAAAUAAAUGUUGAGCGAUAGCAAGGCUUAGUUUACUCUGCUGUUACGGUGACAA
Drosophila serrata is the source of this 1593-nucleotide messenger RNA. RefSeq names its product guanine nucleotide-binding protein subunit beta-5 (gene Gbeta5). Gene Ontology annotation, biological process: signal transduction. Gene Ontology annotation, molecular function: protein binding. Lineage: Eukaryota; Metazoa; Arthropoda; Insecta; Diptera; Drosophilidae. The record is from RefSeq and is a predicted model, not a curated record.